Molecule: messenger RNA, 1403 nt
Organism: Galdieria sulphuraria
Lineage: Eukaryota; Rhodophyta; Bangiophyceae; Galdieriales; Galdieriaceae
Exons: 4
Coding region: 6-1352 (448 amino acids)
Source: RefSeq, a predicted model, not a curated record
UGGAAAUGGAAUGGGUUACAGGAUUUCCUCCAGAACCAGCUCAAGUUGUACAUUCGUUCAAUAACUAUCCUUUCUUUGCUGGUAACCAUAGCCUUGAACUGAGCUAUUCAUACAUUACGGACUUGGUACUUAAUUCGGUUCCUUAUAUUGGAGUUGGCACUGGACUGAGUAUCAUAUGCCUGGUUAUUCUUAUUAUAAGGUUUACUUGUCUGAGAAAAAAAUGGGACCAGGCUGAGUUAUCUUCAGCUGAAAUGAAACCAAAGAUUGUGCUAAGAGUUGUAACCACUUUUUGUAUACUUAUCAUUGCUUGUGCCGCAGCAUUUGGUUUUCUAGGAACUCAUAUACUUGUUGAGAGUCUAAGUCAUGACGAGAACUCUUUAGACAGCUCUAUUCAUUGGAUGACUGGAUCUGCCAAUUUUUUUUAUCAGAGCUUUUCUUCUGUUGGUUUACCUUCCAAAUUGAAUUCCAGCUAUACUUACUAUAGUGAAGUAAAACAAGCUUUGCAAAACAUAGAACAAGAAGCAACGCAGUUCAAAAAUGCUAUGAAUAGUGUGUUGAUAACCAUACAGAAUACACUCGGAACAGUGAAAAGAUACUCAUCCUACUCAUUUUAUGGUGCAUAUGGAUUGAUGGGGCUUAUAACUGCCAUUUCAUUGCUACUUGUUUAUGUAUUACAUUAUCGUCCACUUUAUGUGAAGAUUCCAUCGCUGGUUUUGGGAAUUUUCUUGAUGUGGUUUUGUUGGAUAAUUCUUUCUCUCUUAUUGAUAUUGUUAUGGGGUUCAUCGAGUGCUUGUCAUUUGGUGUAUUUAUACUUUAAAAGAAAGAGUUUGGAAGUACUUCCUUCUGCUUUGAGGGAUUUUAUUCCUGUAGAGAACAAUCUACCUAGCAUAUCUAUCAAGGAUGCAAGUAUGUUACAACAAGCUGUUAUCAAGUCUUUCCAGAGUCAAGUUGGACCCAUUAUGACAGUAUUAAAUGAAACUUUACAAAUAUAUGAAUCUUGUAAGACGACUGUCCAAUGUGAAGUUGCUAAUCUGCCACUUGCUACUAUUUAUAUGCACACAUGUUCCAGUGAUCAAAAAUAUGAGACAUUACGUGGAAGUGCUUCUGCUGUAGAAGGUGCAUACGUAUUAUUUCUAAAUAACAAGUAUUUAGGUCUUCUUGCACUGGUAGCAUUGGGAAUUUCCUAUGUGGAUCCUUUAUUAGGACACAGAACACGAUUAGUGAAGCCUACUCAAAAAGAAUCGACUUUAUGGGAGUUCAAUCCUAUUCCUAUGAUGAUACCGCAUGCUGUUCCUUGGUUGGAUAUAGAUAUGACUAGACCCAAUGUGGGUUUUGAAGGUUGUACAUCUUGAAUAUUGUUUAUUUGUGUAUUUCCUUAUGAAGAUAAAUAUAUAACAUGAAUA